Messenger RNA from Penicillium longicatenatum, 885 nucleotides. RefSeq names its product Ac45/VOA1 transmembrane domain-containing protein. Lineage: Eukaryota; Fungi; Ascomycota; Eurotiomycetes; Eurotiales; Aspergillaceae. The record is from RefSeq and is a predicted model, not a curated record. Bases 1 to 885 code for a protein of 294 amino acids. Gene Ontology annotation, biological process: fungal-type cell wall biogenesis; (1->6)-beta-D-glucan biosynthetic process. Gene Ontology annotation, cellular component: endoplasmic reticulum membrane. The transcript is spliced from 5 exons.
AUGCACAUGAGCAGAUUCGGGCUGCUCGCCCUUGGGGCAGCUGCAGUCGAUGCUUUCAGAGACACCUCUCCCUUUUUCCUGGCUUCGACUUCCGAGGUACUGGCGAACUCCGCAUACAUCAAAACUGGCACCUCGGUCUAUGAUGAAGUCUCCUCCGCCCUGACCACCUGCCCAUCCGACUACUACGUUGUUGUUUCCCAGCCUGGUGUGCACAGCACCGACUUCUCCACCCGCAAGUCGGCACCCCGCCUCGGAGCGAAGAUGCUGGGCAAGGAUAGGUCUAUUCGAUCCCACAUGAGCGUCAACGAGGUCGCUGGCUUGUUGGACGCCAAGCAGAUCAAGAACUUCCUGGUGGACAAUUGCAAGGCGCAAACCACCGCGAUCGACGGUUCCUCCGGAUCUUAUCCCGCAUCUUUCGAGUCGGGCCCUCGAGUCAUCGACAUCGAGUUCCCCAUGCUUUCUCUGGGUUCUGACCGCGCGCACCAGCUUUCCGACAAUGAUGGUCUUCUUGCCGACAUCAUUGAUCGUCUCCCCUCCGACUCCAAGUAUACCCUGCUUUAUGUCACCUCGCCUCGGGAGUUCCCUGAGAGCGAUUCCGUCGUAUACGAGCCCUCUGAUGAAUUCAACCAGGAGGGCAUGCACAUGGACCUCAAGCGCGAUUACUCUUCCUACUCAUCUGCAUCAAGCUCGUCCGAGUCCGAUCGUCGCAGUUCCUUGUUCGAUGAAUACCAGUACUUCACUCCUGGUAUCUUCAUGGGUCUCCUGGCCUCCUUUUUCUUCUUCACCAUCUUGUACAUUGGCAUCAAUGCUUUGAGCAGCCUCCAGGUUCCCUACGCUGCUUUUGAGAAGGAUACAUCAGCUGCUGUACAGAAGAAGCAGCAGUAA